Molecule: messenger RNA, 808 nt
Organism: Pseudomassariella vexata
Lineage: Eukaryota; Fungi; Ascomycota; Sordariomycetes; Amphisphaeriales; Pseudomassariaceae
Exons: 3
Coding region: 241-579 (112 amino acids)
Source: RefSeq, a predicted model, not a curated record
CUGAAGUUAGCAUAAAAAACGAGACCCCCGCACUUACGGGCAAAGUCCUGAUAUGGUAGAAUGAUCAUUAGCAUAUGUGAAGUUGGCUGACAUGUACUAGUCCUACCUGGCCUGAGUGGAGUUUAUACAAGACAAAAUCCCUAGCGGGUCUACACGAGAUAUUUGUUCCUGCGAUCGCUGCUCACUUAGAAACUCCACAAGCCAACAAUACCUAUCCCCAAAGAGGUUAUCGAAAUUAUUAUGAUACAUCGCUGCAUCCUCCUGGGCCUCUUGCCCUUAGUCAGCCUUGUGGCGGCAGGACCAUCGUCACCAUUCCUCAAUCGACGCGCAAUAACAUGUCUCAAAGUCGGCGCCACCGCAACAGCAAGCUGGACGAACAAUGCCGGACAAGCUUGCACGUUCACCGGGAUGGUGGGGAGUAACUACGGCACGAAUAGUGUCAACGGCGGGGAUUACUCCUGCAAUGGCCGCUGUGGAGCUGGGUGCAACGGUGUGGCAGUUGGCAACGUGUACACCCAAGAUUGUUUCUCGCAUGAUAUAUGCUCGUGGUUUAAUAAUGCUAGUGGUGGGGCGAGGUGAAUAUGAGGCUGUCCUUACGCCGAAGGAAUGCAAUGACUGAUGAUUACGAGCGACGUAAAUUGCGGUGCGGCGUACAGUGCUGCUGUGGACGACACAGUAGGGGGAGGGGCCCUCGCGGGUUGCUCGCAGACGAAUCCGACAAAUGUCGCGGUCAAGCCGGUUGGAACACCUUGCAAGUGAGUAUUGAUGGAACUCGAUUCUAGGAUCACAAGAUGUUUGUGCUUUUCCA